CGAAUAGCGCAGCUAUAAAGCCAAUCAGUAUCCACUGUAGACAAAUCCGUUUCCGCUUCACGCAUCGUCAAUUAGCGAAUAGAGGCUGCAGAAGCUGCGAGACGCAGAGAAAUUAGGGUUUCAGCAAGCAAGAUGAUCUACGACGUCAACUCACCGCUCUUUCGUUCAUUCCUCAGCCAGAAGGGAGGCGCCUCCGACAAGAGGAAAAUGGAGGAGCAAAAGCCUAAAGAACAGAGACCAAAAGCAAAUGAAAAUAAGCCUGUUAUGAAUGAGUAAUGUUGCAUUUAGAAUCGUAGAUAGAGAUGUGUCGAUAAACUUUGAUGGUUUCUUGAUCAAAUUUGACAUGUUUCGAAUUUGGCUUUCAUGGUUUCAGUUUGUGAUGUUCUCUGUUUACUUUUGGAUGUUAAUUUUGAAUGUCAUUGAAUUUUAAAUUGAGGUACCAAACUUCCAUCUCUGUUUAGUUGUGGAUGCUAUCUUGAGUACAGUUUAAAAACCCUGAAAUUGACUGCCGGCUUCCAUC
This is a messenger RNA of Tripterygium wilfordii, 520 nucleotides long. Its product is annotated as wound-induced basic protein. Bases 133 to 276 code for a protein of 47 amino acids. The record is from RefSeq and is a predicted model, not a curated record. Lineage: Eukaryota; Viridiplantae; Streptophyta; Magnoliopsida; Celastrales; Celastraceae. The transcript is spliced from 2 exons.